AUGCCUGACUUCAACGACUUCGUCUUGGAUGCUUCUUGGGAUGCGGCAAGUCCGCCACCCCUGCAGACUUGGACUCGAGCGCCCCAAGGUCAAAAUAUCAUGAUUGGUGAAGGGUCGGGCCAGAACUCCUCGCCGUUUUCGAUGACGGCUCAAGUGUUCACUCGAAAAUGUUCUGAAAUUGGAUUUUCUCAACCAUUCCUCGACAAGUUGAUUUCGCGGGCGCCACUAUUUGAAUAUAGAUUUGUUUUCCCAGGGCCUACUGAUCCUACCGCGACUGCGGUCUCGCCUACUCAUUUGGAGGUCGCAAUGGCCAAUUUCGAGAACGAUUCCUUCUUUUGCCUCUUUCGAUACGGACUUAUUGACAGAAGGUCUCACUGUCUAUUGUUUCUCAAGACAGGUGAUUAUUUGAAGAAGGAUCUUUUAAAAGCGACGGACUUUAUUCCAUGGUUAGACAACAAUCAGGAAGUACUGCAGCGACAUCCCAUGCUCAUCUUGAACGUAAUCCUGGCUUUUAUUCAAGGCCGAGAAUACGAAUUCGUUGAAUGGCGGAUGGACCUUUAUGACAUGGAAUCCAGACUCGGAGUGACAAGAGACGGCACCUAUCUCAAUUCGAGUGGAUAUGCGUCCAUUGACCACGACUUCAGACUCCUGAACGCGGACAUCGCUGGCUUUGUCAAGAAAGUAGCGGAUACAGAGCUCUCAGCUUCAACGGUCCUAGAGCAUGCGAAAAGUGUCCAACGACUCAUGGGGAUUUGUGAAGACCUCCAGAGCUCACCCAACAAUCAGUUACGCAUAUUGUCUGAGCAGCGAGAGGAGCUCCAAGCUACGAUCAUUCGCGCAGAACUGUAUCUUAAGCACAUGAAAAUGGCACGAGACGUACUCCAAAGUCUCACAGCAGUGCUAUACAACCGUAUCAGCAAGCAAGAUACAGAUUCCAUGAAAACGAUCGCUGUUGUUACACUAGUGUUCCUUCCAGCAACUUUCAUUUCUGCCAUCUUUUCAACUGGCAUCUUCAAUUUCCACGCCACAGAAUCCCCAGACAACCCCAGAACAGUGUCGAAAUACGGCUGGGUGUAUCUGAUAGCAUGUCUGCUCUCGACGGCAUUGACUUUAAUCUCAUGGAGCUGUUGGUAUCGUUGGGGUCGUGUAUGGUUAGAGAAACUGAAUUUCUCACGGAUUCAUUCGCAUGGCACGAGAAAGUCAUCAAAUUCGGGAAAGAGACAACUCUGGAGAAGAGGGAUUGCAGCGCUGCCAAGACUGAGAAGGGCCCCGAAUAGAAGAGUCAAUACGGAUGUUGAGAAUCCUCUGAGGAACCCUGAUCCGCCUGAGGAACUUCACAAUAUGACAAUACCGAACAUUGGAGUAUCGCCACAGCAGUCUGGUAACGAGAAUCCUUGA
Messenger RNA from Mollisia scopiformis, 1398 nucleotides. RefSeq lists its product as uncharacterized. The transcript has a single exon. NCBI's taxonomy places the organism in Eukaryota, Fungi, Ascomycota, Leotiomycetes, Helotiales, Mollisiaceae. The record is from RefSeq and is a predicted model, not a curated record. Gene Ontology annotation, molecular function: metal ion transmembrane transporter activity. Gene Ontology annotation, cellular component: membrane. Gene Ontology annotation, biological process: transmembrane transport; metal ion transport. The coding region runs from base 1 to 1398 and encodes 465 amino acids.